AUCCUUACCAAGAGGCGAUUUGGCACCUUGUGUUCCCCCAUUUGAAGCAUCAGCGGUAUCCGAAGCCCUUUCCGAUGAAGGCACAGCAGUCACACAGCACAGGGUGAGAGGACACUUUGCCUUGGCAAGGUAUAUUGAUCACCGAAACAUGCCACCAUGGCCAAUUCGUAUUGAAGCCCAAAAUAAUGAAACCUCGCGAUGUAGAUAAAACCAUCUUCAUCUUCUUCAGUAGUCAUUCCCAUGCUUCUUGCUCUUCAAGAAACGUCAUAUCCCGUCUGCAGUUACCGUUUCCUUCCUCCUUUUUCCUCUCCUUCAGUUCCCCUCGAUAUCCCUUUUUCCCCAAGUCAUUAAGAAUGACCAAAGACACCCCCUUCCGCCUCUGCCUCAUCUUCCUCCUCGUCAUGCAAACCAUCUGCUGGGCUCUCGCUCUCCUCGACCUCUUCAGUCCCGGGAAACCCCUCUCUCUCUAUCGCUCCUCCAUGUCCAUAUACCGCAAUUCCACGACCAUGCUUUCGCAAUUGCUAUCGCGGCGCGCAGCAGCAGCGGGAUGGCUGAGCUACAGGGAUCUGCGGACGCGGUUUUGAGAAGGAAAUGUUGAGUUGACGACGAAAUAUUGCCUACGUAUCAACCCUUCGACGAGGUGUACGGACGAUGACCUGCGAUAUAACCGCUACUCCAAGGCCUCGUUAAGGGUAUUGCUGACGAUGCGGCCCUUACGAGAUGCUUCACGACUGGGUCACCGUUCGACCAACUCAUACUUCUGCCUACUCAUGUGGGUUGCAAGUUGCAACUCAGAACGGCGGCCGAAAGCCCAAAGACGAAUACCGUGUAUACAACCGACGGGAGUUAGAAUCCAGACAAGGGGUGAAACACCUACCGCUCUGUAGCUGGCCCCUAAAUCCUGUUAGAAGAAACGGGAUGUGCGGAGGUAGAUUCUAGGCCUGGCAAAG
Westerdykella ornata is the source of this 950-nucleotide messenger RNA. RefSeq lists its product as uncharacterized. The transcript has a single exon. The record is from RefSeq and is a predicted model, not a curated record. Lineage: Eukaryota; Fungi; Ascomycota; Dothideomycetes; Pleosporales; Sporormiaceae. The coding region runs from base 354 to 584 and encodes 76 amino acids.